CGGCGCGCUCUGGCGGUUGCCGGGACACAGCGUAAACACUGUGCCGAGGCUGCCGCUGCUCGGGAAGACGCGUUUGCAGUUGAGGCAGGAGACACCCUUCUGGAGUUCAAGUCAGCUAACGAUGGACCGCAAAAAUAGAACUCUGAGCUUUAGUGAGCGGCACCAGAAAUUAGUGGAUGAAAACUUCCGCAAAUCGUUGCAUAUGCAAAUCUUGGAUAAGUUAGAGAGGCAAGCCAGGAACCAGGUCGUGCAAAAUGAAAACGACGAGCGGGUCGGACGGAAGAGACUCCUCAGGGUGCUGCAGAAUGAGCAGUUUGAGCUGGACAUGGAAGAAGCCAUCCAAAAAGCAGAAGAGAACAAGAUGUUGAAGGAGCAGCAGCUUGAACAGGAAGAGAGACUUGCAAAUGAGCUGGCCAGACUGAAGCAUGAAAGCCUGAAGGACGAGAAGAUGAGACAGCAAGUGAGAGAGAACAGUUUGGAACUCAGAGAAUUGGAGCAGAAAUUGAAAGCCGCUUACAUGAAUAAAGAGAGAGCUGCCCAGAUUGCCGAGAGAGACGCCAUCAAAUACGAGCAAAUGAAACGUGAUGCUGAGAUAGCCAGGACCAUGAUGGAGGAGCACGAGAGACUCCUGAAGGAAGAGAGCGCCAAGCAAGAGCUGCGGGACAAGGAGAAGGCCCAGUACAACCUGGACCUCGAGAAGCAGCUUGAAGACCAGGAGAGGAGGAAGCAGGAGGCGUAUGAGCAGCUGCUCAAAGAGAAACUCAUGAUUGACGAAAUUGUCAGGAAGAUCUACGAGGAAGACCAGGUGGAAAGACAGCAAAAGUUAGAAAAAAGGAAUGCAAUUCAGAAGUAUAAUGAAGAGUUCCAGAGGGAGCAAGCCCUCUGGAGACAAAGGAAGCGUGAGGAGAUGGAGGAAGAAAACAGGAAAAUCUUAGAGUUUGCCAACAUUCAGCAGCAGAGAGAGGGCGAGCGGCUGGCCAGAGUUCAGCAGAGUGAGGAGAAGAGGGCCCAGCGUCAGACUUUGCUGAUGCAAAGGUUGGAGGAAAUGCUGCGGCAGCGUGAGGACCUGGAGCAGGUUCGGCAGGAGCUGUACCAGGAGGAACAAGCCGAGAUCCUGAAACUGAAAGUAAAAGAGGAAGCGGAGCAGAAGCUGCGGAAGCAGAGGGAGAUGAAGCAAGACUUUGAGGACCAAAUGGCACUGAAGGAAAUAAUACUCCAGGCUGCCAAAGAGGAGGAAGAGACCUUUAGAAAGGCCAUGCUGGCUAAGUUUGCUGAGGAUGACCGCAUAGAGCUCAUGAAUGCCCAGAAACAACGGAUGAAGCAGCUGGAGCACAGACGGGCGGUGGAGAAACUCAUUGAAGAACGGCGCAGCCAGUUCCUUGCAGACAAACAACGCGAGCUGGAGGAAUUGCAGCUCCAGCAGAGACGGCAGGGCUGCAUCAAUCAGAUCAUUGAAGAAGAAAGGCUGAGACUCCUCAAAGAGCAUGCUACGAAACUGCUAGGCUACCUCCCCAAAGGAGUGUUUAAAAGAGAGGACGAUGUCGACAUGCUUGGUGAAGAGUUUAGGAAAGCGUAUCAGAAGAGGAAUGAAGUUGGAGAGAAGUGAUGAUUGAUCAGCAGGAGCUGAUGGGACCUGGAUUUUUCAGAGGCUACCACUAGAUGUCAGUGUAACUGCUGUUUAUAAUUGGUGACAGGUCCCGGUGUCUGUCUGCAUGUUCUACCUCCUGUUUCACCAUUUAUACACAGUUAGACAACAAUUAAACACAUCAGUACUCUAA
This is a messenger RNA of Peromyscus eremicus (cactus mouse), 1778 nucleotides long. RefSeq names its product meiosis specific nuclear structural 1 (gene Mns1). Gene Ontology annotation, cellular component: motile cilium. The record is from RefSeq and is a predicted model, not a curated record. The transcript has 10 exons. The coding region runs from base 122 to 1606 and encodes 494 amino acids. Gene Ontology annotation, biological process: cilium organization. NCBI's taxonomy places the organism in Eukaryota, Metazoa, Chordata, Mammalia, Rodentia, Cricetidae.